AUGGAUGCGGUGGAGACCGGCGCGGGCGGCAGGGCGGGCAGCAGCGCCGACAGCCUGGCCGAGGAAGAGGAGGAGGAGGAGGAGGACGAGGCGGGUCCCGGCAGCGGCCGGUCCAGCCGCACCUCGUCGCUGGUGAGCGGGCUGCUGACCGAGCUGUACAGCGCCGCCGAGGCGGCCGUACCCUCGGGCAGCGCCCGCUCCCGCGGCCUCCGGGAGCUGCAGCAGCGGCAGAGCCAGGUCAAGUACCUGCGGCUGAAAGAUGUUGAUGAAUUAACAACUAUAAAACGAGAACUGAAUUACAGAAUUUCCGUUCAAUCGGCAAAGUUGCUCCGCCUUCUGAAGCAGAAAGACAGGCUUGUACAAAAAGUCCAGAAGAACUGCGACAUUGUCACAGCUUGUUUACAGGCAGUUUCCCAGAAGCGCUGGGUUGAUACAAAAUUGAAAUUCACUCUUGAGCCAUCUUUAGGUCAAAAUGGUUUUCAGCAGUGGCAUGAUGCCCUCAAAGCAGUGGCCAGACUGCCCACAGGCAUCCCAAAGGAAUGGAGGAGAAAGGUUUGGUUGACCCUGGCUGAUCAGUACUUACACAGUAUAGCCAUUGACUGGGACAAAACCAUGCGUUUCACGUUCAAUGAAAGAAGUAAUCCUGAUGAUGACUCUAUGGGCAUCCAGAUAGUAAAGGACCUUCACCGAACUGGCUGCAGUUCUUACUGUGGCCAGGAGGCAGAGCAAGAUCGAGUGGUAUUAAAACGUGUUUUGCUGGCUUAUGCCAGGUGGAAUAAAUCUGUUGGCUAUUGCCAAGGAUUUAACAUACUAGCUGCACUUAUUCUGGAAGUAAUGGAGGGCAAUGAAGGGGAUGCCCUGAAAAUCAUGAUUUACCUAAUUGAUAAGGUGCUUCCUGAUAGCUACUUUGUCAAUAAUCUCCGUGCUCUCUCUGUGGAUAUGGCUGUUUUCCGAGAUCUUUUACGAAUGAAGCUUCCUGAACUGUCCCAGCACUUGGACACCCUACAAAGAGCUGCUAACAGAGAAAGUGGAGGAGGCUAUGAACCCCCACUUACGAAUGUCUUCACAAUGCAGUGGUUUCUGACACUGUUUGCCACCUGUCUGCCUAACCAUACAGUUCUGAAGAUCUGGGAUUCAGUAUUCUUUGAAGGCUCUGAAAUUAUACUGAGAGUAGCUUUGGCUAUCUGGGCAAAGCUAGGGGAGCAAAUUGAGUGUUGUGAAACUGCAGAUGAGUUUUACAGUACUAUGGGCAAGCUUACCCAGGAGAUGCUUGAAGACAGUCUGAUUGACAGCAAUGAACUUAUGCAGACUGUUUACACCAUGGCUCAGUUUCCUUUCCCACAACUGGCAGAAUUGAGAGAGAAAUAUACAUACAAUAUUACUCCUUUCCCUGCAGCAGUAAAAUCAACUUCAUUUUCAGGCAGGUUAGGCAGAACCAGAGACAGCGAUGAAGAGAAUGACUUAGAUGAUGAAGACUCAAUUGCUAAUGCAAUUGGUUGUCUUGGACCAUUAAGUGGGUUUUUGGCACCAGAGCUCCAAAAAUACCAAAAACAGAUGAAAGAUCAGAAUGAAGAACAAAGUCUUGGUUCCAGUAACAUUGCAGAAUUAAGUCCAGGAGCAAUAGAUUCUUGCAGAAGUGACUAUCAGACUGCUUUUAACAGCAUGAUGAUGGAGCGUAUGACCACUGAUAUUAAUGCACUGAAAAAGCAAUAUUCCAGGAUAAAGAAGAAGCAGCAGCAGCAGGUUCACCAUGUGUAUAUCAGAGCAGACAAGGGGCCAGUUACCAGCCUCCUCCCUUCUCAGGUAAACCAUUCCCCAGUGAUAAACCACCUCCUUUUAGGAAAGAAGAUGAAAUUGAAUAACAAGUCUCUCAAAAAUGCUGUAAUUCACAUCCCAAGCCAUGCUACGGGGAAGAUGUCUCCCAUUCCCCAAGAAGAUCUUAAGACGAAACUGAACUCUCCGUGGCGCACUCACAUCCGAGUCCAUCGGAAGAACAUUGCUAGGGCCAAAGGCCAGCUGGGCUAUGGAGAUACUGUAGGACUGAUAGAUGAGCAGAGUGAGAGCUGCAAAACAAAUAGUCCUGGUGCAAAGGAGGAGGCUUCCAAACAUUCUGACUUUGGAGAAAGAGAAGAAGGUGGUUUGGAUGACAGGACUACUCGGAAAGCUGAGCAGCAGUCGUCUGAGGCAGACUCUACGGACAGCAGUACAAACGUGUCCAUGGUUCAGCUAAAACUGGAAGCACUGGAACUCACCUCAGAUACCCAAACUGAUGUGGAGCCAACAUCCCAUCGGUCCAGCCAGCCAUGUUUAUCAGAGUCUUCCACUUCAUCCAGAGACAGUGGAAACCUGGCUAAAUCACCCCAGCCUGGGAACCCAAAGCCACAAGUCUUCAAUCCUUUUCCCAGUGUCAAGCCUCUUCGAAAGUCAGCCACAGCCAGGAAUUUAGGGCUAUAUGGCCCCACUGAAAGAACACCAACAGUACACUUCCCACAAAUGAGCAGAAGUUUCAAUAAAUCUGCCAGUGGCAGCAGCGGGACAAGGAAACGAUGAUGUGCUGAUAAUCAUUAUUUCUGACAGCAACAAAAGAAUUUGUAUUGCCUUUUUUUUAAUGUGUGCAUGUGUAUGUGUGUCCCAAAGCCUUUCUAAUUGCUAGUUAAGUAACAGGGACAAAAGUGGUUACCAGCUAUAUAAAUAAGUGACUUUGACAAUUGUACUUCCAUGAUGUUAUGGGAUAGAUUAGUGAAGAUGCACUCUGGCACC
Molecule: messenger RNA, 2760 nt
Organism: Melozone crissalis (California towhee)
Lineage: Eukaryota; Metazoa; Chordata; Aves; Passeriformes; Passerellidae
Gene: TBC1D30
Product: TBC1 domain family member 30
Exons: 13
Coding region: 1-2550 (849 amino acids)
Cellular component (GO): endoplasmic reticulum
Source: RefSeq, a predicted model, not a curated record